UAGGUUCCUAUAAAACACACUCAGGCGCCUCCCUAAUUGCAUCACAGAAAUCUUAUAACUGUGAAAUAACACUACACAAGUAUUGCCAUUCACACUGCAAGGGAGAGAGGACUUCCACACUCUGACCUGGUUAUACAAGGAUCCCUUAGAGCCAUCCCCAAGAAGAUACCAACAUGUUGGUCAUCAUGGCAGCCAUCUUUGUGGUUCAUAUUGCCACCACCGUGAUGCUAUUUGUUGCCACCAUUUCCAAUGUUUGGUUGAAACUUGGCAGUGGGGAAGAAUCACGUGGUAUCUGGCUAGAUUGCUUAAAUGCAUCAUGUAACAGUAUAUUUAAUUACAUUCCUGAUUCAGACGCUGCUGCUAUGAGGGCAGUGGAAGCUUUCAUGAUCCUCGCCAUUAUCUUCUGCUGUUUUGCCCUGAUUUCAUUCAUUGGACAGCUCUUUACGCUGGAGAAAGGAUGUCGCUUUUACAUCACAGGAGCUUUGAUGCUUUUUUGCUGGCUCUGUAUUCUUAUUGGAGUGUCCAUCUACACAGCCAGAUUUGCAAACCAAUCCACAGGAUUUUAUCACGCAUACUGCUUUAUUCUGGCAUGGAUCUGCUUUUGCCUGAGCUUCAUACUUGGAAUCCUCUACAUGAUCCUGCGGAAGAAGUAAUCAUGCUACAGUUAUGUACCAUACCCCACAGCCUGUGAACCUUAAUUUCAACAAGAGCUCCUAGUUUGCCAGCACAUACAAGAACUGUUCCAUCAUGAAGUCACAGACACAAGAGCAAACACUGUGGAAUGGUUUUAUAAAUGUCACCGAAAAAGUUACAGUGCUUUUAAAAUGGCUGCCCCCAUGUAAAAAUAAAUUUGGGCAGUGGGGAAUGCAUCAUGGUCAAGGAGAAAAAAAGAAGGCUAUAUAAAUUUCCUUGACUUAUUUUUAUUCAUGACUAAAAUCAUCUCAAAAGAUAAAAAUUGGGAUUUAUUUGUGACUUGAUAAAAGCAGUCUUUUAUUAUUUUAAUUUAUUUGAAUUGUAGUUGAAAAGGUAUUUUAGGUGCAACAGCUUUUUGUCAGGUUGUGUUUUGGGGACACCAAGUGGCAUGUUCUAAGUACUGUAUGCUCAGAAUACAACACCACAUCAUUGCCACUGGAUCUGUAUGGUCCUGUGGACAGCCAAUUGUAUUAUGGAUAAAUAUCCAUUGUACUAUCAAUAUCAUACAUGAGAAAUAAUAGCGAGAUAUCAGCACCUGUUAAUGUAUAUUUUACAUAGUAUUGUUAAAACAAAGUGAAAUAGGAAUCUUUUGCUACCAUAUAAAAUAAUCCAUUUCUGCAGAUGAAACCUGCAUUUAGUUUAGCAGUAGGGAAUACUAUAUAAUUAUCUGAUACUAUAUUUAGUCACUGAGACAUGAGCAUUGGUACUGUGUAUAUGAAAGAGAAUUAAUAAGGAGGACAUUCUACAGUAUUUUGCAUUCUUCUUACACAAUACAGUGUCAUGUAAAACUAAAAUGUAUUUACAUUUUGGCCUUAGAAUAAAUUGAGUCUUUAUUUCAUGUGUAUCCUUAUCUCAACCACCUUUGAGAAAAGGGACAGUUGGUGAAAACGUUGGUUAUUUUGUAAGAUUCCAUCUCUGUUCAAGCAGCAAUGGUCAAUCAUGACACAAGGUGUUCUAAGGAAGCAGUGUUACAUUUAGUGUACAGUAAGUGUAAAUCCAGUUAUAAGGAGCACUCAUGUACAGUGGCAAAACCAUAUUGUGCUGUAUGGGGGCAAACGUAAAUGGAGACAGACUUAGCUUUGGGAGGAAGAUGUAUAUUUGAUCACUCAAAAUCGCAGUGUUGAACUACAGGUGACCUGAUUUGUGUGCUCUAUGAUUAAACAAGCAGCAUCUUCCUCACAUGUGAUAAAAUUGUAUUUGAACCCAUUAUGUAACAACAUGCCUUGUCCAGGGGCACUUCUGUAUCCCUUAGCUGGAUUUGCUCCCACCCCCAAGGACCUGAUGUAGAGUUGAACAGACGCCACUCUUAUUGAUGAAUGUAUUUUUGCACUUUGCAUGCAUACAGAAAAACGCUUCCAUCCAUAACCAAAUUUGGCUGCACUUUAUGACUUCUCUCGCGCAGAGAGGUGGACUAGGGGUUGGAAUGCAGUAAGGGCAUGUUCUCCUAAAUGCUACUUUUUUGUGAGAAUAUACAGUAUGUUUGUCAGGAGCCAUAUGCUUGACCUCUAGUGCUUAGUAUACUCUAAUGACAGUGACAAAGACUGGGUAAAGUGGCUGAGGGCUUCCCAAUCACCCCAUUAAUAGUUUUUAAAUUGUUAGGGAAGCUGCUGCAAUCUAUUCACACAAUGUAAGUAAUAUUUGCAUUUUGUUUGCAGCAGGAAAGAAGAUCCCAUUUGGUUUUUAAAGAUGAAAAUGAAUAUAAAUGAUGAUAUUUAUUUGAACUUAAUUAGGAUUUUAAUUUUGUACAGUACUUGUGUCUGUAUUGUAUCUUACAUGAUAAAUGCAAAUACAGUAUUUCUAAAUAACACUGGUAAGACACAGGCAGACUGUCCUAUGUAGAUGGCACGUCAUUAAAGUAACUAAUUAUUGUAGCAGUCAGUCAGCACUAACAAGCCACAUCUCCGGAUGUAAACCAAGCGUGUACACUAUAGUUUUCCCCAACAUAAAACUGGUGCACAUGCAGAGCUGGAUGUACUGUAAUCUUCAGAUGUCUGAGACUCAGCAUACUGCACCAUCUUUCUUUAACCAGGUACAUGUAAUGUCUGCGUUUUUUCCUAAAAAGUCUGCAGCGCUAUGACAGGCCCUAAGCAAGGAACUAAGGGGCAGAUGUAUUAAGCCUGGAGAUGGCAUAAGGAAGUGAUAAACCAUUGA
Molecule: messenger RNA, 2844 nt
Organism: Pseudophryne corroboree (corroboree frog)
Lineage: Eukaryota; Metazoa; Chordata; Amphibia; Anura; Myobatrachidae
Gene: EMP1
Product: epithelial membrane protein 1
Exons: 5
Coding region: 174-653 (159 amino acids)
Cellular component (GO): plasma membrane
Source: RefSeq, a predicted model, not a curated record